Molecule: messenger RNA, 959 nt
Organism: Ostrinia furnacalis (Asian corn borer)
Lineage: Eukaryota; Metazoa; Arthropoda; Insecta; Lepidoptera; Crambidae
Exons: 2
Coding region: 151-717 (188 amino acids)
Source: RefSeq, a predicted model, not a curated record
GUCACUGUCAAAUUGUCAAACAUGUGUUUCUAGACGCGAGAUUUGUAUUGUGAAAAUUGAAUUGAAAAUAGCAACGGAUACGUUACGAAUUAUUAACAAAUCGUUUGUACAUCUGGAAAUGGAAUUAAUGUAUUAAAAUUUCCCUUUAUUAUGGAAGCUUCAAAAGCAGAUGCUGAAUUACCGUGUAAAAUGGCACAUUUAGACAUAAUGGAAGUGGACGAAUCGAACAUUGAUUCCUUUGAAGAAAAACCUCAAACAAACGAAGUAACUUCACGGGUAUUGAGGAAAAGAAAAUCGCUUAUGCCCGAAAUUAAUAGGUCAAGCAACCGCCGGGUGAGCAUGAAACCUCGCAAACAUAUGACUGAAAACGCUAACCCGAAACAAAUUGAGGCAUUGUACCUCAACAAGAAAGUUAAAGCUGUGUCACAAACAUUAGAGACUAUCUAUGAAGAGCCUAAGACUGACAACAACUUAUCUGAGACCUUCAUUGGAGGACGAAAAGUGAAGAGACUGCUUACAUUCCAGUUAGGUAAUCAGUACACUAAAGAAAAGAUCAAGAAACGCAGAGCCAAAAUCAAGAAACUACUUGGUAACAAAUCAUUUUUAAAUAGAAAGAAAAUACCUAUGCAAGUUUUUCUUAAAACAAUUGAAUGCCUUGAGUUAGAUGAAACUGUACAAAGUGAUGCAAAGAUACUGAGUAAUGAUAAACCAGUUUGAUAAUUUAGUUUUGUUACCUAAGGUACUAUUUUGAUUUCUUACAAACUUGAAAGCUGUGAAAUAAAAUCAUUUGAUAAGUAUUAAAUUAUCAUUUGCAAAAUUUCUUUUUAUUCAUUAAUUUGUCUAGUACAGUACAUAGUAUGUUUAGUAAUCUAAAUGUUACAUGACAUGAAAUUUUCUACUUAAUUUAAUAUGGAUUUCUACAGAUAAAACUAACACUUAGCAAAAUCACACAUCUUCUA